CUCAAGCAAUCUCCUUGGGUUCCUCUGAGGGGCCCCUGGGAUCCCCUAUCAUUGGUUCCUCUCACAGAAGCAUACCCUUCUCCAGAGCCAAAGGAUCAGAUAUUCAGUGGCUCAGGUAACAAACCUGCUGUCAGGUUACAGAUAUUGUUUCCUGAAAGACCACACUACAGUGUCAGUGGAGCCUCAGGCUGCCUGCAGUGCCCUGCCCUCACCUGGCUAUCCCACACAGUUGAGAUUAACCAGAACUCCCCUCCGGUACCAGUGUUCACCUGGAAACAUGGCUCUGAGCCUCUGGCCCCUGCUGCUACUGCUGCUGCUGCUGUCCUUUGCAGUGACUCUGGCCCCUAUGGGCCUCAGUCCCCGGACCCUGGUCUCUCCUUCCUGAAGUCAUUGCUCUCCACUCUGGACCAGGCUUCCCAGGGCUCCCUGAGCCACUCACGGUUCUCUACAUUCCUGGCCAACAUUUCUUCUUCCUUUGAGCCUGGGAGAAUGGGGGAAGGACCAGUAGGAGAGCCCCCACCUCUCCAGCCACCUGCGUUCCAGCUCCAUGAUUUUUUAGUGACACUGACAGGCAGCCCCGACUGGGAGCCAAUGCUAGGGCUGCUGGGGGAUCUGCUGGCACUGCUGGGACAGGAGCAGACUCCCCGAGAUUUCCUGGUGCACCAGGCAGGGGUGCUGGGUGGACUUGUGGAGGUGCUGCUGGGAGCCUUAGUUCCUGGGGGCCCCCCUACCCCAACUCGGCCCCCAUGCACCCGUAAUGGGCCCUCUGACUGUGUCCUGGCUGCUGACUGGUUGCCUUCUCUGCUGCUGUUGUUAGAGGGCACACGCUGGCAAGCUCUGGUGCAGGUGCAGCCCAGUGUGGAUCCCACCAAUGCCACAGGCCUCGAUGGGAGGGAGGCAGCUCCUCACUUUUUGCAGGGUCUGUUGGGUUUGCUUACCCCAACAGGGGAGCUAGGGUCCGAGGAGGCGCUUUGGGGCGGUCUGCUACGCACAGUGGGGGCCCCCCUCUAUGCUGCCUUUCAGGAGGGGCUGCUCCGUGUCACUCACUCCCUGCAGGAUGAGGUCUUUUCCAUUCUGGGGCAGCCAGAGCCUGAUGCCAAUGGGCAGUGCCAGGGAGGUAACCUUCAACAGCUGCUCUUAUGGGGCGUCCGGCACAACCUUUCCUGGGAUGUCCAGGCGCUGGGCUUUCUGUCUGGAUCACCACCCCCACCCCCUGCCCUCCUUCACUGCCUGAGCGCAGGUGUGCCUCUGCCCAGAGCUCCUCAGCCCUCAGCCCACAUCAGCCCACGCCAACGGCGAGCCAUCACUGUGGAGGCCCUCUGUGAGAACCACUCAGGCCCAGCACCACCCUACAGCAUUUCCAACUUCUCCAUCCACUUGCUCUGCCAACACACCAAGCCUGUCACUCCACAGCCCCCUCCCAGCACCGCUGCCAUCUGCCAGACCGCUGUGUGGUAUGCAGUCUCAUGGGCACCAGGUGCCCAAGGCUGGCUACAGGCCUGUCAUGACCAGUUUCCUGAUGAGUUUUUGAAUGCGAUCUGUAGUAACCUCUCCUUUUCAGCCCUGUCUGGCUCCAACCGCCGCCUGGUGAAGCGGCUCUGUGCUGGCCUGCUCCCACCCCCUACCAGCUGCCCUGAAGGCCUGCCCCCUGUUCCGCUCACCCCAGACAUCUUUUGGGGCUGCUUCUUGGAGAACGAGACUCUGUGGGCUGAGCGACUGUGUGGGGAGGCAAGUCUACAGGCUGUGCCCCCCAGCAACCAGGCUUGGGUCCAGCAUGUGUGCCAGGGCCCCUCCCCAGAUGUCACUGCUUUCCCACCCUGCCACAUUGGACCCUGUGGGGAAUGCUGCCCAGAUGGGGGCAGCUUCCUGGUGAUGGUCUGUGCCAAUGACACCAUGUAUGAGGCCCUGGUGCCCUUCUGGCCUUGGCUAGCAGGCCAGUGCCGGACAAGUCGUGGGGGCAAUGACACUUGCUUCCUAGAAGGGCUGCUGGGCCCCCUUCUGCCCUCUCUGCCACCACUGGGACCAUCCCCACUCUGUCUGACCCCUGGCCCCUUCCUCCUUGGCAUGCUAUCCCAGUUGCCAUGCUGUCAGUCCUCUGUGCCAGCCAUUGCUCACCCCACACGCCUACACUAUCUCCUCCGCCUGCUGACCUUCCUCUUGGGUCCAGGGACUGGGGGCGCUGAGGCCCAGGGGAUGCUGGGUCGGGCCCUACUGCUCUCCAGUCUCCCAGACAACUGCUCCUUCUGGGAUGCCUUUCGCCCAGAGGGCCGGCGCAGUGUGCUACGGACAAUUGGGGAAUACCUGGAACAAGAGGAGGAGCAGCCAACCCCACCAGGCUUGGAACCCACUGUCAACCCCAGCUCUGGUAUAAGCAAGAUGGAACUGCUGGCCUGCUUUAGUCCCUUGCUGUGGGAUCUGCUCCAGAGGGAAAAGAGUGUUUGGGCCCUGCAGAUUCUAGUGCAGGCAUACCUGCAUAUGCCCCCAGAAAACCUCCAGCAGCUGGUGCUUUCAGCAGAGAGGGAGGCUGCACAGGGCUUCCUGACACUCAUGCUGCAGGGGAAGCUGCAGGUACCACCAUCCGAGGAGCAGGCCCUGGGUCGCCUGACAGCCCUGCUGAUCCAGCGGUACCCGCGCCUCACCUCCCAGCUCUUCAUUGACCUGUCACCACUCAUCCCUUUCUUGGCUGUCUCUGACCUGAUGCGCUUCCCACCAUCCCUGUUAGUCAACGACAGUGUCCUGGCUGCCAUCCGGGAUUACAGCCCAGGAAUGAGGCCUGAACAGAAGGAGGCUCUGGCAAAGCGUCUGCUGGCCCCUGAACUGUUUGGGGAAGUGCCUGCCUGGCCCCAGGAGCUGCUGUGGGCAGUGCUGCCCCUCCUCCCCCACCUCCCUCUGGAGAACUUUCUGCAGCUCAGCCCUCACCAGAUCCAAGCCCUGGAGGAUAGCUGGCCAGCAGCAGGUCUGGGGCCCGGGCAUGCCCGCCAUAUGCUGCCCAGCCUGGUAAACCAGAGUGUCCAGGAUGGUGAGGAGCAGGUACGCAGGCUUGGGCCCCUCGCCUGUUUCCUGAGCCCUGAGGAGCUGCAGAGCCUAGUGCCCCUGAGUGAUCCGAUGGGGCCGGUAGAACGGGGGCUGCUGGAAUGUGCAGCCAACGGGACCCUCAGCCCGGAAGGAUGGGUGGCAUAUGAACUUCUGGGGGUGUUGCGCUCAUCUGGAGGUGCGGUGCUGAGCCCCCGGGAGCUGCAGGUCUGGGCCCCUCUCUUCCCUCAGCUGGGCCUCCGCUUCCUGCAGGAGCUGUCAGAGCCCCAGCUUAGAGCCAUGCUUCCUGCUCAGGGAGCUAGUGUUACACUUGCUCAGGCUGUCCUGCUGCUUGGACGGCUCCUUCCUAGGCACGAUCUAUCCCUGGAGGAACUCUGCUCCUUGCAUCUUCUGCUGCCUGGCCUCAGCCCCCAGACACUCCAGACCAUCCCCAGGCGAGUCCUGGUUGGGGCUUGUUCCUGCCUGGCCCCUGAACUGUCACGCCUCUCAGCCUGCCAGACCGCAGCACUGCUGCAGACCUUUCGGGUUAAAGAUGGCGUCAAAAAUAUGGGUACAACAGGUGCUGGUCCAGCUGUGUGUGUCCCUGGUCAGGUAAGUGUGAGAUCUCCCAGGGAAGUGCUGGAGACCUUAGGCCCUUUGGUUGGAUUCCUGGGGAUAGAGAGCACACGACAGAUCCCCCUACAGAUCCUGCUGUCCCAUCUCAGUCAGCUGCAAGGUUUCUGCCUAGGAGAGACAUUUGCCACAGAGCUGGGAUGGCUGCUAUUGCAGGAGUCUGUUCUUGGUUCUCUCAGCUCCCCAGCCCCUGAUUUUCUUCCUGUCCCCAGGAAACCAGAGUUGUGGAGCCAGGAUGAAGUAGAGCAAGCUGGACGCCUAGUGUUCACUCUGUCUACUGAGGAGGCCUUGGGUCCAGAGACCCUGGAGCGGCUUCUAGAAAAGCAGCAGAGCUGGGAGCAGAGCAGAGUUGGACCGCUGUUUAGGGGGCCACAGCUGGCUGCCAAGAAAGCAGCCCUGGUAGCAGGGGUUGUGCGACCAGCUGCUGAGGAUCUUCCAGCUGACAAAGCUCUAGCUCGGCUAAGUGUGGAGCUCUCUGCUGGGGAGAUCCCUAGCAGCUUUGAAGGAGACAUUGUUGGAAGAGUCAUUCCAUCUACAGAUACCUCCUGGCCCUGCCUUCCCCCUUCAGAACCUGUGCCAAAUUGUGCAGAUGUACGAGGGACAUUCCCAGCAGCCUGGUCUGCAACCCAGAUUGCAGAGAUGAACCUCUCAGACUUUGAGGACUGCCUGACACUAUUUGUAGGAGAUGCAGGACUUGGGCCCAAGGAAUUGUGGGCAGCAUGGGGAAAGCAAAACAGGUUAGUGAUGGAGAGCCAAGUAAGGUCGGCCAUGAGGAAGCUCUUUGAGUGUGAUUUGUGGGGUCCCCACCGGGGAUUUCAUCCUGAGCAGAUCCUGCAGCUUGGUCGGCUCUUAAUAGGUCUAGGAGAUCGGGAACUACAGGAGCUGAUCCUAGUGGACUGGGGAGUGCUGAGCACCCUGGGGCAGAUAGAUGGCUGGAGCUCCACUCAGCUCCGCGUUGUGGUCUCCAGUUUCCUACGGCAGAGUGGUCGGCAUGUGAGCCACCUGGACUUCAUUCAUCUGACAGCGCUGGGUUAUACGCUCUGUGGACUGCGGCCAGAGGAGCUCCAGCACAUCAGCAGUUGGGAGUUAGGUCCUGGACGCGGUCUUCUUCCUUCCUUCCCACUGUUCUACAGCCAAGCAGCUCUCUUCCUGGGCACCCUGCAUCUCCAGUGCUCUGAAGAACAACUGGAGGUUCUGGCCCACCUCCUUGUACUGCCUGGUGGCUUUGGCCCAAUCAGUAACUGGGGGCCUGAGAUCUUCACUGAAAUUGGCACCAUAGCAGCUGGGAUCCCAGACCUGGCUCUUUCAGCAUUGCUGCAGGGACAGAUCCAGGGCCUUACUCCUCUUGCCAUUUCUGUCAUCCCUCCUCCUAAAUUUGCUGUGGUGUUUAGUCCCACCCAACUAUCUAGUCUCACCAGUGCUCAGGCUGUGGCUGUCACUCCUGAGCAAAUGGCCUUUCUGAGUCCUGAGCAGCGACGAGCAGUUGCAUGGGCCCAGCAUGAGGGCAAGGAGAGCCCGGAACAGCAAGGUCGAAGUACAGCCUGGGGCCUCCAGGACUGGUCACGACCUUCCUGGUCCCUGGUAUUGACUAUCAGCUUCCUUGGCCACCUGCUCUGAGCCUGUCUCUACAGUAGAAGGAGAUUGUGGGGAGAGAAAUCUUAAGUCAUAAUGAAUAAAGUGCAAACAGAAGUGCA
Macaca mulatta (Rhesus monkey) is the source of this 5339-nucleotide messenger RNA. The record is from RefSeq and is a predicted model, not a curated record. NCBI's taxonomy places the organism in Eukaryota, Metazoa, Chordata, Mammalia, Primates, Cercopithecidae.